This is a messenger RNA of Puma concolor (puma), 600 nucleotides long. RefSeq names its product zinc ribbon domain containing 2 (gene ZNRD2). Lineage: Eukaryota; Metazoa; Chordata; Mammalia; Carnivora; Felidae. The record is from RefSeq and is a predicted model, not a curated record.
AUGGCCCUGAACGGCGCUGAAGUCGACGAUUUCUCCUGGGAGCCCCCAACCGAAGCGGAGACGAAGGUUCUGCAAGCGCGACGGGAGCGACAGGAUCGCAUCUCCAGACUCAUGGGCGACUACCUGCUGCGUGGUUACCGCAUGCUGGGCGAGACGUGCGCGGACUGCGGGACGAUCCUCCUCCAAGACAAACAGCGGAAAAUCUACUGCGUGGCUUGUCAGGAGCUCGACUCAGACGUGGAUAAAGAUAAUCCGGCUCUGAACGCCCAGGCUGCCCUCUCCCAAGCUCGGGAACACCAGCUUGCCUCUGCCUCGGAGCUCCCCUUGGGCUCCCGGCCAGCCCCUCAGCCCCCAGUACCCCGUCCAGAGCACUGUGAGGGAGCUGCAGCAGGGCUCAAGGCAGCCCAGGGGCCACCCCCUCCUGCUGGGCCUCCAAAUGCAGACGUCCUGGCCUGCACACAGGAGGCCCUCCUGCAGAAGCUGACCUGGGCCUCAGCUGAGCUGGGCUCUAGCACCUCCCUGGAGACUAGCAUCCAGCUGUGUAGCCUAAUCCGAGCUUGUGCUGAGGCUCUGCGCAGCCUGCGGCAGCUUCGACACUAA